ACACAUAACAUACUCAUACCUUAUGUUAUUAUUUAUAAUAGCUGGUAAAAUUACUAAUGAUGCCAAUAUUUUGAUUGUUGUGGCUGGUACAGUUGGUGGUAUUGUAGUGAUAAUAUUGUUCAUAAUAAUAAUAAUAAUAAGGGCUAUGAUCAGCUUUGAUAAGAGAAAGAAGGAGAAAAUAGAAAUAUCGAAACGCUCUGAAAUUGCUAUUUCACAGCAAUCACAAGCUGAACCUAAUGAUUAUCAAGAAUUUUAUCUAACAGUUAUUGAAAGUCCUAAGAGUGAGGGACCAAUGAAUCAAUGCGAUCAACACCUUACAUCAACAACCACACAAGAAACAACUUUUAAGGACAGUAUAUCAUCAACAACAUCAAAUGAUACUAUUCAUGAUACUGAGUACACUACUGAUCCUCCUGUUAGAGUUAAUGUCAGUAAUGACAACGCUACUGCUACUGUUGCUCCUACUUAUGCUUCUAUUGCUAAAACUGAUACUACUGUUCCACCUGCUGAUGAUCAAACGGUUGAAUAUAAUACUAUUACUGGAGAUAUUUAUAAGAGAGGGGGUGUUAAGUUUUGUCAUCAUGACAAUGCUAGCAAUAUUGUUACUGGAGAUCUUAACUCAACUACCAGUGAAGAUGAGGUUGCUGCUGAUCUGUCAGAUAGUCCCACUACCUAUAAUAAUUCAGACACCACUAGUGAUCCUGUCAGUAAAUGCAGUGCUGAGUCACCUCAGGCUUCAUCAAAUGGUUACACUUAUUCUAAAGCUAAAGAAGAAUCUCACACAAAAGGAGCUUCUAGUCUUUGUGUUACACCACCAGUUGAACAACCAAAAGAUGACAACACUGCUGCUACUUUUCAAUUCAGGCAGCAUAGUGCCAAGCCACAUCAAUACAUAAGUUGACGGCAUAAUAUAUCAAUAUAUCAGCAUUUAUCAGUUUAAUAUAGUUUAUGUUGAUUGCAGUUAUGUGUAUAUUCAAAAGAGUUCUCUGUUCCUUAUUCCUUCGUUAUUAAUUUUGUUCAUUUUUUACCUUAUUUUUUUACAU
Molecule: messenger RNA, 1043 nt
Organism: Amphimedon queenslandica
Lineage: Eukaryota; Metazoa; Porifera; Demospongiae; Haplosclerida; Niphatidae
Exons: 6
Coding region: 23-901 (292 amino acids)
Source: RefSeq, a predicted model, not a curated record